Vicia villosa (hairy vetch) is the source of this 1101-nucleotide messenger RNA. RefSeq names its product protein MAIN-LIKE 2-like. Gene Ontology annotation, molecular function: ATP-dependent chromatin remodeler activity; ATP binding. Lineage: Eukaryota; Viridiplantae; Streptophyta; Magnoliopsida; Fabales; Fabaceae. The record is from RefSeq and is a predicted model, not a curated record. Bases 1 to 1101 code for a protein of 366 amino acids. The transcript is spliced from 6 exons.
AUGUUAUUGGGUCUCAACACAAAUGGAAAAGCUGUGUUUGGAAAUGUCCAACAACCCAAUGCUCUAUGUGUCGAAAUGUUGGGUGUAGAUUUAAUAGAGGGUGAGGGGCGACAAAGAGGUAGGGGCCAAGGUAUUAAGCUUGUUGGUCUUCAACAAGCUUAUGAUGACCUUAAGUUGAAUCAGUUUUCUAGCGAAGAAAGUAAACUAUAUAAAACUAGAAUGUAUAUUAUGUUAUUAUUUGGUAGGUUUCUAUUUCCCGAAGGUACGGGGAAUAGUGUCAAUUUUAUGUACUUGUGUCUACUUGAGGACAUUGAUGCAAUUAAGACGUAUAGUUGGGGUUCGACGGUGUUGGCAUACCUCUAUAGCUUCUUGUGCAAAUGUGCAACAAAGGAUAGUUGUACAUUUAAUGGAUGUGCAUUCUUUCUACAAGCAUGGUUUAAUGCAACUGGGUUGGAUUACACCAAUACGCCUGUAAACAAAAUCAUUUUUUACUGCCAACUAUUGGAUCGACUUCGACCCCAAGAUUUUAUUUGGAGACCUUACUUGGGACUGGACCAUGUACCCGAACCUAGAGAGGCGGCUGUUUGGACGGCAAAAUCACCCAUCAUACGAUUUGAUAAUAGCAAACAGUAUAUGGCGGGAGGCACAAGACCAAACCCACUCGACAGGGAGCACAUGUUACGUGCAUUGAAGGCGCUGUCUCUGCCAACGUCAGAAGUUAAUCUCCCAGAUGGGCUAUUGGCAGUUCCUCUUUUAUGUCAUCAGAGAAUCGCUUUAUCGUGGAUGGUUCAAAAGGAAACAUCAACUUUAAGCUCUUCCGGAGGAAUUCUUGCAGAUGAUCAGGGUCUUGGAAAAACUGUGUCAACUAUUGCUUUAAUACUAAAGGAAAGGCCUACGUUGCUCGAGGCGUGCAACACUGCACAAAAUAGUGUAUUAGAAAUCGUGGAUUUGGAUGAUGAUCCACUUCCUGAGAAUGGUGUAAUGAAGAAGGAAUUUGACGCGCGUCAAGAUACAUCUAGAAAUGGAAAAGCGAUCACAAGUGUGAAUUCUUCGGUUCAUGCAAAAGGCAGGCCAUCUGCAGGAAACAUACAAUUUAACUAA